UUAUUCACUAGACGUUUCAAUGAAUGUCUGCAAAUAAAAUGGCCGCCAAUUAUCUAUUUCAAUUAUACAACUCAGUGUAAGAAUUUUUACGGGAAGUACUCAUAAUUAAAUUGCAAUUGUGUUAUGUUAUUAUAUUUUUUGUGAUUAAUAUCAUUUGUAAAAUGCAUACGGAAUUUAAUAUCAAUAACCCACCAACUGACAUGGCGGAUUCAUAAUCAACCAAUCAGAAGCAAGAUUCAAGCGUUUCAAAAUUAUAGGUACUCACAUUUCGCGUCAUUUUGCUUUUUGGUGCCUUCAGAAAUUAAAAAUUGCGUGCUGAUGCUGUAAUUAUUUGUGAUGAUAAAAAUUCGAAUUAUGCUACGAAAAAUGUUAUAAUUAUCGUUUUUGUGACUUAAAACACAUUUCAAACGUGCAAUCUCAUAUAAGGCUAUGAAUAAGGAUCCUUUCAAUCUAUGAUGAAUAUACAUUCAAAUAAAGACUAAUAUUUUGUUAUUGUAAACAAGAUUAUGUUUGCGAUACACGUGCAAAUUGUGGACAAUUGACAGUUGUUAUGAUGUCAGGAAGGGGGGCAAAAAAACGCGGACGUCCCCCAAAAUCGGGAAACUUUGAAAAAAGUAGAAAAUUCCAAUAUCAUCUGUUAAAAAAACCAAAAUAUUUACAAGCGCAAAAUAUAUCGACAGGAUCAUUGACUAGUACACCUUCAGCCUCUAGGGCAUCAUCGCCACAAGGAAGUGAUACUAGUAAACGCAGUACACGGAAACAAAGGGGUAAGACACAUAAAAGCAGAAAAGGAGGGUUAUCAAAUUCAUAUUCAAGAAGAGGAUACAACCCCCAAGCUGCUGACUAUCACGAAUCUGAAUAUCACUAUGGCUCUGACUUUGGUGAUGAAUCCAGUGAUAGAUCAGAACAAGAAGAUGAUCAUGUUAGUGAAAGCUCUGAUGGGUCUGUCAGUGAUGGUGCUGCAAGUGAUAGUGCUUUUUCUGUUAGCAGCUUCAAUUCUAAUGUUGGAACUCCCCGAAAGGUAUCCACAAACUAUACUAGACCACCAAGCCCUGAGCCUCUUUGGCUGCAGGAAAGACAUAUACCCUACCUAGAACUCCCUCCAUCUUCUGAUGACUUGAUAAUGCCUCAAAACUUAGUGCUACAGGUUGUUGGUAUAUAUGAGGUCUUGCGCCAUUUCAGACAUCUAGUAAGAUUGUCACCAUUUAGAUUAGAAGACUUAUGUGCAGCAUUAAGUUGUGAAGACCAAAGCAGUUUACUUACUGAAGUCCAUAUAAUGUUGUUGAAAGCAUUAUUAAGAGAAGAAGAUGCACAACAAACACAUUUUGGUCCUCUGGACCAUAAGGACAGUGUUAACAUAACUCUCUUUUUGUUGGAUGCAAUGACAUGGCCUGAAAUUUUAAGAGUUUAUGUGGAUAGUGACAAAAUGUUUGGCCAAAAUGUUUCCAGAAUAUUAAAUUCAUGUGAAUAUCCAUUUACUAGUGUUGAAGACAGACUUACAGUACUUCAAUUUCUGUGUAAUCAAUUUCUUAUCACAAAUCCAGUGAGAGAUGAUCUAAUAAGUGAAGCUCCUAUACAUUAUGAUGACCACUGUCGGGUUUGCCACAGGCUUGGUGAUCUAUUAUGCUGCGAAACUUGUCCAGCGGUAUAUCAUCUUGAAUGUGUUGAUCCACCGUUAGAAGAUGUACCUUCAGAAGAUUGGCAAUGUGCACUUUGUAAGCAACAUAAAACUGUUGGAGUAACUGAUUGCUUAUCUGAUGCUGAGAAACAGGGACUCUUGUGUCGCCAUGAACAUUUGGGUUUUGACAGGCAUGGCAGAAAAUAUUGGUUCAUUGCAAGAAGAAUUUUUAUUGAGUCUGAAAGUGGUGAAGUCUGGUAUUACACAACAUCUCAACAAUUACAAGAACUAUUAAAUGUAUUAGAUGGUAAAGAAAUGGAAGCACCUUUGGUUCGUGAAUUAUUGGAAAUGAAGCAAGAAAUUAUAAGGCAAAUGGAUAUCACAGAGAAAUUUACAAAUCAGGUUAAAGGCAAUAGGAAGUCUUACUUGGAAGUACAGAAUACUAAUAUUAUAAAGCAAAGAAAAUUGGAAGAAAAUAGAAGAUCUGGAGGUUACAUGGAAGAAAAACUCGACAAUGACUUUUCAAUUAUUUCUGAUAAAGAUGGUGCUUCCGAAGUUACAAUGGGCAAUGAAGAAAAGACAAGUAAAGAUUAUGACGAAACUAUCGAGGAUGAGUCAAAACCAAAAAAUAAAUGUAAAUCUAUAUCAUUAAGUAAGAAGGAAGAAGUUUCAGAUAGAGUAACUAGACACAAAUUGAAUCAAAUAUCCAAUGGGACUUACUUGUUUAAGUUGGGCAAUGAGAACACCUUCAAAACUUAUGUGAAUCAGUAUACCUCAAAUCCAUUGGCUUUAAAUAAACCACAAAGAAAUGAAGAAAGAGAUAAAAAACGUUAUAUUUCACAUAAAUUUUCAUUGUCAUCAGCUCAAGAAUUCAAAUGGAUGAAUUUAUUGAAUGCUACAAAGCCAUUCCUUAUUGCAACAUUAAGACAGACCCUACUGCAGUUGGAGACAAGUAUUGUCAUACAAUUCAUGCAUCCAAAUUGGAAUCUUCUACGAAAACCCUGGGUACAGGCUGUGCAGCUCUGCCAAGCGCCAAAGGAUUUCUCAAGAGCUCUAUGUGUAUUGCAAGCGUGCAUUAAAAGUGCUGUGUGGGUACCAGCCUGGCAUGAACAGCUGGGACAUGUUCAUCUCAUUCGCACCACUGCAGCAGACCGUGAAGAGCGUAAGAAGCUGGAUAAGAGGGAGAAAAAAGAAAGAGAUGAAGAAGAGGAGAGAAAUAGAACUGCAUUCAAUUUUGUAAAAUACUCAUUAGGCUUACGUCAUCAGGUGUGGAAACAAAAAGGUGAAGAGUAUAGGAUUCAUGGACAGUGGGGUUGGCUAUGGAACUCAAUCACAAGAAAAUGGAAAAAACUGAACACAUCAAAUAAAUUAAGCUUGUGUAAUGGACCUGCCAAAAUAGCAGUGAGAGUUAGAGAGGGAAAUACAAUUAAAGUGCUGGCUGUAGAACCAAAAACAUAUGAAUAUUUGACAUCCAAUGACACGAAUGAUCCAGAUGCAAUAUCAAAGUUACCACCAUCAAUCCAAAACAUGAAACUAGAAACAGAAAUAGAUGAUAUUGAGGAACUUGAUGUAGAAAAAGCAUUGAGUUCAUCAACAAGAAGAUAUUAUCCAAAAAUAGCAAGAAAAUCAAAAUUAGAUGAUUUACUUUCAAGAAGGACAUAUUUAAAAUUACUGGAGGAAAAAAAAUUAGGAAAUUUACUAAACAAUGUUAAAAAAGAAGAAUGUAAUAUAAAAAGCGAAGAAGAAGAAAAUAUUGAUGUUGAAACUCACGAUUCUUCAGACACAUCUGCAAUGUGCAGCAGUGAUGGUAAAAAAGAUAAUUAUUUAUAUUUACAGAACAAAAAUAUUGAUGUGCUUAGAGAAAAUUAUUUGAAACUUAGCAAUCUAACAAGGCAUUAUAAAUGCUAUUCAAAAGACUGUAAUAAUUUAGAGGCUGUUGUUCUUAAGGACAAUAUCAAGCUUAAUUGCUAUUCACCUUUAUGUAUAGAAAAGGAGCAUAUGUUAAAUAAACUUUUAGCAUUAUUAAAAUCUGAAGCUGCAAACAAUACAAAUUUACAGUCAAGUGAUAGUAAUAAACUAUCAAUAUUAGAACAAUACCUUAUGGGUAAAAGAUCUAAUUCUAACGAAAACAUUUUAACUGAUCUGCUGUCAGCAGUAGUAUGUGCUCAAGAAUGUGAUAAUAAAAAGGUGGAAACUUUCGUUAAGCGGAGAUCAAAUGAGUUUGAGGCUCAACAUAAAUUGGAAAAUAAUGAAGAUGAAUGUUUCCUCAAAAAUGAAACUACAUUAGAAGAAAGUGCAAUUCCUGCAGUUGGAAAUGAAAUGGAUAUAGAUAUAGGAAAUAACAACAUUGAGGAUAAUGAAGUUGAGAUAGGUCCAUUGAAAGAAUUAACUGAUAAUGAUAAUGCUGAUAAAGAUAGCCAAGAAAUACGUCCACCAAUUCCAAAGCUUAAAAUCACUAGAGGAAAAUCAGUGAAGUUAAAUAAAGAGUCAAAGAACUAUGAAUGUUCUGUAAAAACAGAAAAAAAUGAGGCACCUCAAUAUCGUGCAUUAGUUAAUAGAAGAUUUGGUGGUAACAAAACAAUGAAAAAAGAAGACAGAACUAUUAAAGAAGAAGUAAAAGAGGAAGGAAUUGUACGAAUUUAUUCAAAUCCUGAUGCUAGAGGAAAAAUUUAUUUAAAAAAAGUGAAAUCUGUUUCAGUUGAGAGUAAAAAGAAAAGAACUGCUGUUAAGUACCCAUUAUGCUCCACAUUUCAUACUAAAAGUAAAGCAAAAACAAUAUUGGUGUUGCCAGAUCAUGAGUUAAAAAAGCUUUGCAGACAAGCAGGUCACAGUACAGUUCCUGGAUUCAGCCAAAGUGCCAAACCGAAUCAACUAGUUUGGCCAUAUCCUUGUGCCAGGCCUUUAUUUAAGACUUGUUGGUUGUAUCGAACAGUAAACUUGCAAUGGUUUUCAAGUGCAGCUCUUCAGUUGAGAGUUAUGUGGGCAUCUUUACGAUGGGAUGAUAUGGCAGCCAAGGCUGCUACUGCUGAUGGUAAGCAUCAGCUUACAACUGACACUGAAAUUGUAUCCCUUGAGUUGCUGAAACAUAGACAUAUUGGUCAGUUUUCUGAUAGGACACAAUACCUAAGAAGGAAGGUUGUGAUACCUCUAGAACUACCUAAAACUGUACGAGAAGUAACUUCUAUUCGCAGUGGCUUACGGAAGAGAAAACGUGCGGAGUCACCACAAAAUACUGAACCCCAGGUUUCAGAGGAAUGGGUUGAUGAAGAUAAACUAGAGUUAUGGGAAGUGCGGCAGUACGGCGAAAGGGCUGAUCGUAUUACGCCUGUUACUCGGACUACAACUGGGAAACUUCCAACACGCAAUAUUGCACCAACACCUACUAAUCCUUCAGAGCUAAAAGACAAAAUGGAGCAACAGCUAAAGGAGCAACGAGCAGCACAUCAACAGAAGAGGGCACAUGAAAUGUCUCAAGAUUCAGUUAAAUCCACCCCCAAUUCUGGCAAAAGUACAUUAACAUCACUGCUAACAACAAAUACUCCUACAACAGGGAAUCAGAAAACUGUUAUAGGUACACGAAGAAUAAUUAUGACGAAAGGUGCUGAUGGUAAAACAAGAGUCAUUAGUAGUCAACCGGUAACAAAUGCCAAGACAGAGAGCACAGUCAAAGCUGGGACUACCCAGAAAGAUGGGCCUCAAAGAGUACAAAUAAUACGAGCACCAGAUGGAAAAUUAACAAUCAAAGGUCUCCUACCUGGACAACAGUUGCUACAAUUGCCUGAUGGAAAAUUACAUGUUGCAUCAGCAGGGCAAACAGGUCUUCCAGGGCAAGUUAUAGCAAGCAUACCUGCAAAGUCCACGGAAAUAGAUAAAAAUGAUAAUGAAAAAAUGACAGUGAAAAUUAGCCAAGAAGAUAAUAAAAUAAUAUCGAGUCGCGUAACGACACAGUCACAAGUGAGCACGCCAACAGGAAGGCAUAUUGUCGUGCAGCCCGCUACCCAGCAGGUGGUAAUGCAAACACCGCAGCAAGUGAUGGUUCAGUCGCCGCAUCAAAUGGUUGUUCAGGCGGGCGGCCGGGCGCCCGGGCCGCGGGUUCAAGCCGUGCUGCUGCAGGGCCAGCUGCUGCAGCGAGCGGCCGCCCCGCCCUCCGUGGCGCGGCCCCGCCCCGCCUCGCAGCAGAUAUUGGUCAACAACUCGGCCCUGGCGCAGCAGAUCGCCGCCGGCAAGGUGCACCUGGCCACCGUGAACGGGCAGCAGGUGCUGAUCCGGCCCACGGGCCACAACCAGGCGCAGAUCGUGGCGCACAUCGGACAGAGCCCCGUGAGUGCGCCGCAGCCGCCGCCCCCGCAGCCCUCCCCCGCCCCCGCUGUGAUCCGGCCGCCCGCGCUGGCUCCGGCCACGCCCACCCUGGCGCCCGCUGCGCAGCAACUGACGGAAGACCAACUUGUCGAGAAGCGGUUGUUGGCGGGACAACCACCCGGAACUGUCAUCAAAGCAGUUACUGCACAGGUUAUGCAGACUAGUAGUGGCCCAAGUAUAGUAUUGCAAGGUCUACACGGAUACAACCUAACACCACAACAGCUAGGAUUAGUGCAACAUCAAGUAAAGCAACAACUUUUAAAAGCACAAGAAUCGACGGGUAACCAAGGAAUGUUGGGACCUCGUAAGAUGUAUCUGGCAGUGCAGCCAUCCCCGGGAGCAGCCCAGCCCAUUCAGACUAUACACACGUUGCCCGUACCGGCGCCGAUGCCACAGGAAGUAAAUGAAGAAGAGAGGUUAAAAUGUUUUGUUAACGGUGAAGAUAAGGUCGCCGUAGCUAGUAACAAAGAGGCGAUACCAUCAAAGCCCGAGGAUAUUCAAGGAAACAAUACUAAAACUGAUAUUGUUAAUGCUGUUCGAGAUGCCAAAAAAUUUGUACUUACACCCGACUACAUCCAACAAACUAUCAAGAGUGCCUUGAAGCAAGAGAACUUAAAUCCGGAGAUCGAGGAGAAGCUGAUACAGCUGCAGCGGUACCAGGAGAAGCAGAUGAAGCCGGAGGGUGUGGUGGAGCGGGAGAAGGAGAGGGAGAGGGAGCGAGAGACGCGCGUGGUGGAGGCGAUUGUGGAGCAGCCCUCGCCCGCGCCGUCCCCGCCGCCGGCGCCGCGUCGGCGACCCGCGCCGCGCCGCGACGACGACGACGAGUGGAUCGAGAGCAGCCCCCGCAAGAGGUCCCGCGCGCGCCCCGCCUCGCCGCCCCCGCAGCCCGCCCCCGCGGCGCAGGCCGCCCCCGCGCCGCCCGCCGCCCCCUCCGCGCGCCCCGCGCCCGCGCCCCCCGCCGGCCCCGCCCCCAGCGCGCUCGACGAGCGGCGCCGCGCCGCCUCCACCAACUCGCGCCUCCAGAUGAUAUUGUUCAAACACAAGGAGCUGCUCAAGAAGGACAUCAUCAAGAAACGCGGUCUUCUAGAGAAGGAGCUCGGCAUCGAAAUACAAAAGGAGCUCUCAGCGGAGCUGGCAGUGAGAACCCGAGCUGAGCGCAGCAAGCAGGAGGAAGUGAGAGGCAAGCGUCGCACCACGUCCGCCAACCGGGACUCCACUCCCCGGACCAAAAAAACCAAUAAGAAGGAGAAACUACUCUGUCUCUGUCGGACUCCCUAUGAUGAUACUAAGUUUUACGUUGGCUGUGAGCACUGCAGUAACUGGUUCCACGGCGACUGUGUCGGUGUGACGGAAGAGAUGAGCAAGACCAUGGAGGAGUACGUGUGUGCUGAUUGUAAGAGGGCCGAGGAGACACAGGAACUGUACUGUCUGUGUCGACAGCCCUACGAUAACUCACAGUUCUACAUAUGUUGUGAUCGAUGCCAGGAUUGGUUCCACGGUCGCUGUGUGGGCAUCUUGCAGUCAGAAGCAGACAAUAUUGAUGACUACAUUUGUCCAAACUGUCAAAAGAACAGUUCAGUCAACUUUGCAAACAUGAAAGAGCUCACACAAAAGGAUUAUGAAAAUCUCAAAAGGCUUGUCAAACAAAUACAAUUACACAAGAACGCGUGGCCUUUCAUCGAGCCUGUCGAUCCCAGGGAGGCUCCCACCUACUACAAAAUAAUUAAAGAACCAAUGGAUUUACAAACUGUGGAAAGAAAAGUGAAUGAUCAAACGUACAGUACUUUGAGUGAGUUUAUUGGUGAUAUGACUAAGAUAUUUGACAACUGUCGAUAUUUCAAUCCUAAAGACUCUGAGUUUUAUCGGUGUGCGGACAGUCUAGAAGGAUUUUUUGCACAAAAAAUUAAGUACUUUCGUGAAAAAUUGAUGGAAACAUAAUAAUGAAGUGAAUGUGUGUUUGACAGUUGGGACAGCAUGUUGCUGACAGUGAGUGUUUUGUGAAAACAAUAUUGUUGUAUAUUAUUUUAGUUAAUAUGAUACGUUUGAUCUGUAAAUUGUAAAAUUAAUUUACAAGAGCUAGUUAUUUGUAAAAAAUGUCCCUGAAAAACUAUUUGUUAUGUCAGCAAAACUCAUAUUAGGUAUUUAUUCUAUUUUGUAUAUUAAUGCUUUUUACAAACGACUUCUGAGCUUCGUCUGAUAAGGCUCUGUGCCUAAGAAUAUUAUGUACACAUUUUUCUUAAGAAAAAAAAAAUAUUAUGUUAGCUGACUAAAUGAGUUACUUCAGUAGUGUUUAGUUAUAUUAUAUAUUACUAAGGUAAACCUAUUGUAUGUAAGAAAUAAAUUUGUAAUAAUAUACAUAA
Molecule: messenger RNA, 8337 nt
Organism: Leptidea sinapis
Lineage: Eukaryota; Metazoa; Arthropoda; Insecta; Lepidoptera; Pieridae
Gene: E(bx)
Product: nucleosome-remodeling factor subunit NURF301
Exons: 19
Coding region: 551-7915 (2454 amino acids)
Biological process (GO): regulation of transcription by RNA polymerase II
Cellular component (GO): NURF complex
Molecular function (GO): RNA polymerase II cis-regulatory region sequence-specific DNA binding
Source: RefSeq, a predicted model, not a curated record